AUGGAUAUUGAUGCUAGUCUGGAUUCCCAAAAUGGAAGUACAGGCAGACACUCUCGGAACUCCAGUCGGCAGGAAGUGAUUUCAGCUACAGAGGCUCCUCGGAUAAGCCAGGACUCAGGCGUCUCGUCGCGCCGCUCUCAGGACCUCGUUUCGCAGACCGAAGUUGCUAAUGCUGAGGAGGCUGCCUCUACAGAUGCAUCUAAUGUGACACAUGAUAUUGCACAAAAGGCCAGCGCAUCGUCUCCCGAGCCCGAUCAAACUCCCGCGCCGACGAUUUCCCUGCCAACGACAGAUACUCCUACGGACAGCCCUCGAACUUCCAGCGACCAAGAUAGAUCUAUUGCGCAGUUACAGGCGGAUCAUAGAGCUGCAGAGUCUCAGUGGCAGGAGGAAAUGUACGGAUACAUCGAACGGAUCGAUGCGCUGCAGUCCAAAUUAAAGUAUCUGGCCAAGGAAGCCGCGGAAUCUGCUAAGAAGGCAGCGGCCACAGCUGAGCCAGGGAGCGUCGAAAAGCAGCUCCGAGAAAAGGACGAGAAGAUCGCUCUGCUGCUCGAGGAAGGACAGAAGCUCUCCAAGUCGGAAAUGGACCACAGAACCGCGAUCAAGAAACUGAGGCAGCAAUUGGCAGAGAACGCAAAGAUCCAGACUGAGUCAAAGAAGAAGACUGAAAAACUGGAACGGGAUCUUGCCAACGCAGAAACUAGAGCCAAACGGGCUGAGGCGGCUGAGAAGAGAGCAAAUGACUCGCUGUCUGCGCAAACGAAGGUGUCCCGGGACCUGGAAGCCACGACAGCGGAGCGUAACGCACUCAGCCAAACCGUACAGGAAUUGAAGGGACAACUCGCACGAGCUGUGUCUAGGGCAGAGGCCGCAGAGGCCAAGGCUCAAUCUGAGGCCCUCGAGCAGGAGAAACGCCGCGCUACCCAGUUGGAGGAGGAUCUAGCAAGCGCCAAGAUCGAGCGUGAAAUCAGUGAAGAAAAGUUGAACAGAGAGAUCAGCGAUCUGAAGGGAACUAUUGAGCAGGAGAAGGAGCGAGCGCGUUUGUUGGAGAUCGAGCUAAAAGGGGAACAGUCGGCGCUGGAAAGUAAGAUGGAGUCCUUGCGGUCUCGGGCAGAAGAGGCGUCUUCUGGUGUUACAGGUGAUGCGCAAGCCAAACUCCUGCGUCAGAUCGAAACGCUCCAAACACAAUAUGCUGUCGCCAGCGAGAAUUGGCAGACCUUGGAGGGCUCAUUACUGGCACGGUUGGCCAACGUCGAGAAGGAGCGCGAUGAGGUUGCACGACGGGAGGGCGAGAUGCGACGGAAGAUCCGCGAAGUGAACCUUAAAGCGAAAAGACUUGAAGAAGACCUGGAGAGUGCUAAGGAGGCCGAGCAUGACCUCGAAGGAAAGCUCGAAGAGCGCAUGCAAGAACUACAAAAGGCAGAGCAGAAGCUCAAGAAAUCGGCGGAUGACUUGGCCCUGGCUCAAAAGGAUCUCGUCGAACAAAAGAAGGUACUCGAUGCCACAUGGUCGCAGAAACUGGAGGAGGAGCGAACCAAAUGGCGCGAGCAGACCAUUUCGCCCCCUGCCUUGCUCCAGCAGCCACGGACGCAGUCCCCCGUUGCCUACAGCCGAAGACCAAGUGCUCUCGAGCCUGUCUCACUAGACUUCCGGCCCACGAGCCGUCGGUCCUCGACGUUACCAACUUCGCCAGAAGUUGGCACUCCCAUCCGUCAAAACUCUUUCCCCAACUCGACCCUGAUGCUCUCUCCACCGCAAACCAAUGGCUCCUCUCACCACGCUGUUCCGGAAACACCAUCGAUCACUUUCGAGCCUGACGAGUACUUCAGCCGCUCCGGUACCCCUUCUGCCUAUGGCGGAGCACCGACACAGCAUUCACGCGGCAUCAACGACAUCAUCUCCGAGUCGACUGUAGGAGCGGGACCUUCCGUCCAGCUGGUUGAGCGCAUGAGCGCCACGGUCCGUCGCCUUGAGAGCGAACGCGCAGCAUCGAAGGACGAACUCGCCCGAAUCACCACACAACGAGAUGAAGCGCGCCAGCAGAUUGUCGAUUUGAUGCGCGAGGCGGAAGAGAAGCGAUCCUCCGACGCCCGCGUGCAAGAACUUGAAAAGCGGCUAGAGGAUCUUGACCAGAGAUACCAGACGACGCUUGAAAUGCUUGGCGAGAAGAGCGAACAGGUGGAAGAGCUUCAGGCCGAUAUUGCGGAUCUCAAGAAGAUCUAUCGGGAAUUGGUUGACAGUACCAUGAGAUGA
Molecule: messenger RNA, 2253 nt
Organism: Aspergillus niger
Lineage: Eukaryota; Fungi; Ascomycota; Eurotiomycetes; Eurotiales; Aspergillaceae
Exons: 2
Coding region: 1-2253 (750 amino acids)
Cellular component (GO): endoplasmic reticulum; Golgi apparatus
Source: RefSeq, a predicted model, not a curated record